CACAGUCACGGACACACACUAGUUAGAGCACAGCGGAGUCGGCACACAGUGUACGUAUGAACCGAAACACACGUUAAAACGCCGAUAUUCUUCAUCAUAUCCAGCGAGGAAGUGAGCGGAGCCGCGGACACCGAGUUUCCACUGACACGAGGAGUUUACAGUGAUUGGAGAGGAACAUGGAUGAGCUGCAGGAUGUACAGUUGACUGAGAUCAAGCCCUUGCUGACCAAUAAGAAUGCUCGCAAUUUCCAAGACUUCGACUGCCAGGAGCAUGAUAUAGAGACUCCUCAUGGCGUUCUCCAUGUGACCAUGAGAGGUGUUCCCAAGGGCAACCGACCUGUCAUCCUCACCUAUCACGACAUCGGCUUAAACCAUAAGUCAUGCUUCAAUACCCUGUUCAAUUAUGAGGACAUGCAGGAGAUCACACAGCAUUUCGCAGUGGUUCAUGUAGACGCACCCGGCCAGCAGGAAGGUGCCCCUCCCUUCCCCAGUGGUUAUCGCUACCCCACCAUGGAGGAGUUGGCUGAAAUGCUGCCGUCUGUGAUGACUCAGCUCAAGGUCAACAGUGUGAUUGGCAUUGGUGUGGGAGCAGGAGCGUACAUCCUCACCCGCUUUGCACUGAACAACCCCACUCUGGUGGAGGGUUUGGUUCUGAUUAACGUGGACCCGUGUGCAGAAGGAUGGAUUGACUGGGCAGCAUCAAAGUUGUCUGGAUGGACCAGUAAUUUGGUGGACGUCGUCAUGGCUCAUCACUUCAGCACUGAUGAGCUGACGGAGAACCAGGAGAUCAUCCAGACCUACCGUCUCCAUAUCGCCCACGACAUCAACCAGGACAACCUGGCUCUCUUCUGUGGCUCCUACCAAUACCGUCAGGACCUGGAGAUCGAGAGGCCAAUCGUGGGUCUGAAUGAGGACACAGUCAACACACUCACAUGCCCUGCAUUGCUGGUGGUUGGUGACACAUCACCUGCUGUGGAGGCUGUGGUGGAAUGCAAUUCCAGGUUAAAUCCAACAAAGACCACCCUGCUAAAGAUGGCUGAUUGUGGAGGUUUGCCCCAGGUUGUGCAGCCAGGAAAACUUGCUGAGGCCUUUAAGUACUUUGUUCAGGGCAUGGGCUACAUUCCCUACGUUCUUCUCAGUCACCUGAGCAACGAAUCAGUGCCGUCGGCAGGAAUGACUCGUCUGGCUCGCUCACGCACCACCUCCUCCUCCAGCCUCACCUCCACUGAAGGCAGUCGCAGUCGCAACAACCUCAACAGCCUGCUGGAGGGCAGUGCCACUGGGGGCCUGGACAACCAGUCCAGACCCCAGACCAUGGAGGUCUCCUGCUAAACCCCCACCCAGCUCUCUGUACCUCCCAUAGUAACUUAUGUGCCCCAACCCUCAACCCUCUCUCUCCCCCUCCCUCCCUCUCUCUCUCUCUCUCUCUCUUACUCUCUCUCAGUCUCUCUCUCUCUCUCUCACUCCUCUACAGUUCAGUGGGAGGAGCAUCUGUAAUGAACUAUGUGAUUAGAAAAGCAGAUGUAAUAAAUAUACUAACAGAUGCGUAUGGUUAAAAAAAUAAAUCUAUUGAAUACACAGUUUAAUUCACAUUAUUACGUAAACCCACAACUUUAUUCAGAUGUGUUGUAUAUAUAUAAACCAACUGUCCAACAUCACCCUGCUGUAUUUAUUAUUUUUUUCACAUUGUCUUCAUUUGUGUCUUCACAUGCUGUAGAAUUAUUUUGCCCCAAUAAUAAUAAUAAUAAUAACAAUAAUAAUAUAGUACAACUGAUUUCUCCUGUAGUGAAAUCUCAAAAUGUACUGAUAAUAAUUCAUCUUUGUAACUAGAGGGGUUGCCAGUCAAGUCCCUGCCAGGUCAAGGGCUGAGCUGCCCCUGAGCAAGGCACCCAAUCCCCCACAGCUCAUUGUUAAUUGAACUAAAUUGAUCCCAGGCAGAGGGCGGAGUCACGUCCAGAGGGUUGUGUCAAAUCAAGUCAAACCCCUAGAGAGGAAGUAUCAGUAAAAACUCUCUACAGGAUCACAGCCUAUAUUUCAAAUGAUGCUUGAGCAAGUGAUGAAGUAACCUGUGCAUCGAUGACCAAAGUAACUAAAAGCACGUGGAACAUGAUCUGUGUGUAUGUAGCAGUCAUGACACUGGACGUCACUCUUUUUUCUCGCUGAUUUGUGUUGAGUUGAGUCGAUGAUUGUGUAGUGUUUUAACAACUUUGAACACUUUUGAGUUCCCUCACUGAGAGGAGGCUCAGUGGUGCGUCUCACUGUCUGCUGAUUCCACUCAUUUCUAUUACGACUGAAUAAAAGCUAUAACACGAAAA
Molecule: messenger RNA, 2314 nt
Organism: Solea senegalensis (Senegalese sole)
Lineage: Eukaryota; Metazoa; Chordata; Actinopteri; Pleuronectiformes; Soleidae
Gene: ndrg3a
Product: ndrg family member 3a
Exons: 17
Coding region: 177-1331 (384 amino acids)
Biological process (GO): signal transduction
Cellular component (GO): cytoplasm
Source: RefSeq, a predicted model, not a curated record